Molecule: messenger RNA, 1170 nt
Organism: Prunus armeniaca (apricot)
Lineage: Eukaryota; Viridiplantae; Streptophyta; Magnoliopsida; Rosales; Rosaceae
Source: the annotation of a GenBank genome assembly
AUGUCUUCUCCAAACACUCGUGCCAAGGGCUCUUCUUCUUCACGAUCUCUUGCUUAUCUCACCGGAGAUGGUGUUGAUAAUCACGCCAUAGAGGUUCGCCCUCACUGGUUCGUCUCUGUCCUUGUUGAAAUGGUUGCUUUGUUCAAGGAUGAUGCUAAAGCUCCCCUAUGUUUCCAAAGCUCUUCUGCCUUGGCAUCCCAUACUUGGGUUAGCAAGAACCUGAGUCGCUCUUUUCCCUCUAGUGAAGUGAGGAACAAUAUGGUGAAGUGGGCAGAUUGGAUCGAUAAACUUCUUCCAAGAUAUAGAGUUCACUGGAAGAGGGCUGGAAUCUAUGAUGCCAUCCUUCUAUCCAAGCAGUUGAUAAAAACGGAUGAGAAUAUUUUGGCCGUUGCUUUGUGUUUCUGGAAUUCUGUUAGUAACACUUUCGACUUCCACCUAGGCCCAAUGACUCCAACUCUGCUUGAUAUGGCUCAGAUUUUUGGGUUUAUGCCUCAUGGAAGGCCUGUCGAUGCUGUUGCAAUUCUGCUUGACUACAAGCAUUUGGCAAAGGCUCUGCGUAAUCACACUGAUGUGAGGCUUGGUCCAAUGGUUCUGGCCCAUUUAUACAAGAAUCUGCACAUCGCUACUCUGGAGAAUCCCCUGAACUUUUCUACUCCUAGCGCAUUCUGGAUGAUCCAGAUAUGGCUUCAAGUAUACUUCCCAGAAUUGAGGUUCCCAGACAUCGUUUUGCCUGAAGACCGACCUGCCCUAUGGAGGUGGAAAGCCUCCAAAUUAUCAAUUGGGGGCAAAAGUCUCAUCCUAGGAACCGAAUUUGAUGCUUGGUGGAAAGCCAGAUUCCAAGAGGUAGAAGCCAAGAACUUCAUGGUGCAGACCAUUAAAGACCUUAAUGCUCAAGUCAUAGAAGGUAGAUUCUUGAUUCUGUGUCUAACAUUUUGUUUUCUCUGUAACAGAUCCCUCCCGAUAAAGAACAUAGGCAGACAAGCUAUCCAAGAUGGAGAAGUGAUUGUCACUUCUGUCAUUGUUGCUGGAGACUUGGAGCUUCCCUUCGGAGAUGAGGAGGAUGAAACACUGACAGAACAACCAGCUAUUGAGGCGACCCCUUCUGGUAGAAGGAACAAGAGAAAAGAGACUGCUCCAGUCCAUGAUAAUGUUGUCCAGCCUGAGACUUAA